AUGAUAGAUUAAGAAAAGAAAUAAAUAGUUUUAAAAAUAGAAUAGACUCACAUGGAAAAGGAGUUGAAAUAAGAUAUUGAAACUAAUUACAGACAAACAGACGAUUUUAAAAGAUAAAUUAGUGAAUUGAAUGAUAAUAAUUCAUUGCUUGAGUAAAAAUUAACUGAUCAUGAAGCAGAAUUAAGUUUAGCAAAAUAAUCUCAUUAUUCCUAUUUAAAAACAUUAAGUAUUAAAAAAUCCGUUCAUUGGCAAGGUAAUGUUAAAAUAAAUUAGAAGAACUGGCUAAAACAAAAGACAUUAUGA
Paramecium tetraurelia is the source of this 303-nucleotide messenger RNA. RefSeq lists its product as uncharacterized. Lineage: Eukaryota; Ciliophora; Oligohymenophorea; Peniculida; Parameciidae. The record is from RefSeq and is a predicted model, not a curated record. The transcript has a single exon.